AUGGUGUCCGGGAAAGAUCCGAAUACUGUGGACACACAAGACCCUGUAAAAAGUACAGUCCCGAAUUAUGGAUAUUCUCUGCGUAAAGGUGAUUUUGCGCAAAGACCCAUGUCCAUGAAAAAGUUUCUUGAACCCUUCGACCACAGCAGCUUGACAAAUACGGAAGCUGGGGAAAAAUAUGCAGCCUACAAAGCCAGUUUUAUUCGUCAGCAGCUGGAGGAAUUUUUCGAGCGAAAUAAAGCACAUGCAUGGUUUCGUGAAAAAUACCAUCCAGACUAUUGUACAGAAUUAUCAUCUUGUACGAAGUUAUUUGAAAAACGUUUAGAAAUUUUCAUGGAAUUCUAUAAGAAUGGCUAUCUUAACAAUCUACAUUUAACCAGUGGUUAUGAAAGUGAAAUUGUUCGUCUGUUAGAUAUGGUUGCAAUCAAGCUUGCUGGUGGUACUGAGGAAGAUUUCAUUCUUUUGGAUAAACUAAAUGAAGAUCAAAAUUCGAAUGAUUUCAGUAUGAUUAUCGAAGAGUCUAGUCAUCAACAGGAGAGGAAUUAUGAAGCAUCGAACAAUGGGGUUCAGUCAUCAGAAGUUCAACAGGCUCAACAAAUUCAAAAGAACUCUGAUAAAAAGCUUACAAAGAAAGCAAAGCCUAAAACAGGUUCAAAACAAAACUCAAAAUCACAAAGCGAAAGGAGUCAAAAGUUGAGAAACCACUGCGUGAUAAAGAUGAUGAUGAAGAAGAAGAAGGUGAAGAUAGUAGUUUAA
This is a messenger RNA of Heterobilharzia americana, 756 nucleotides long. Lineage: Eukaryota; Metazoa; Platyhelminthes; Trematoda; Strigeidida; Schistosomatidae. The record is from the annotation of a GenBank genome assembly.